Molecule: messenger RNA, 3562 nt
Organism: Drosophila takahashii
Lineage: Eukaryota; Metazoa; Arthropoda; Insecta; Diptera; Drosophilidae
Product: serine-rich adhesin for platelets
Cellular component (GO): membrane
Molecular function (GO): protein binding
Source: RefSeq, a predicted model, not a curated record
GUCGUCGGUGGUUGUUGGUAUUGCUCGAACGUUCGCAAAAAAACUGUUGAAAAUACUUGGAUAAAAGUUGUGUGGAAAAUCUAGCAAGUUUUCAUUAAUUGUGCCGUGCUGAGUGCUAACUAACGUGUGCAAUAUGUAUCUUUUGGCAUUGCUUGCGUUCAUUGGAAAUGCCAAAGAUGGAAAUGCGGUGAGCUCGAGCCUGAUCCCCGGCGGGUCCUGCCGCGACUACAAUGGGAAGAUGUACGAGACGGGCAUGCACUACAUGCCCGGUCCCGACUCCUGCCGCCUGUGCAUCUGCGACAGCGGGCUGCCCAAGGCGUGCAAGAUGGUGCUCUGCGAGGCGUUCAGCAAGUGCAAGUCCUUCCAGACGGUGGGCAGCGGCAACAACUGCUGCGAGGUAAUCUGCCUGGACGACCAGUUCAGCGACGGGAGCACCGACUUUGGCAUUUGACUGGUGGCCAGUGGCAUCACGGCCACGCUCUCACUGUCGCUGCUCUUCUUCCUGGUGAAUCGCCUGAGGCAGCGAAAGAUGCGGGCGCGGGAGAACCGCCAGAAUGCGGAGGAUCAGCGCAGCAUCGUGGGCAGCAUAGGCUACAUAGCCGGAAACAUGGGCUACAUGGAGGGCAAUCUGAGUGCCAUUGACUACUCCUACGGCGGCGCCGCCACCCACUAUCCCCUGUGGAAGCCGCACUUUCCGCGCGGCGAGGCUCCUCCGCCCUACGAGGAGGCGGUGGCCAUCUCCCAGGCGGAGGCGCUCAGUGCCCAGUGCACGGUCAGCCUGCCGGCCAGUUCCCAGCGAGCGGUGGCCACCGUCAGCCAGCAGCAACACGCGGCAGUGGCCCAGGCCCAGGCUCAAGCCCAAGCUCAGCAGCAGCAGCAACAGAUCCAGGCGCAGGUCCAGGCUCAUCAGCAUCUGCAGCAGCACACGCUCCAGCUGCACACUCAGCCGCAGCAGCAUCAUCAACCCUACAGCCAGCAACUGGUGGCCCAUCCGCACGCACAGCACCCCCAUUCGGCGGCUACCGUGCUGCCCCAGUCGAACCAGUACACCCAGAGCACCACCAAUCUGAUCAACAUAAACAUCAACAGCGGCGGGGUGACCACCAUAGCCACCGGGGAGAAUCACCAGCCGCCCUACAGCCUGCAGAGCGACCACCAGCUCAGCCUGGAGCAGCAACAGCAGCAGCAGCACUUGGUGCAGCCUCCCGUCAGCAGUGGAUCCAUCUGCCUCCAGGCGAUGCCCAAGCCGCCGGUCAACGGGGAGUGCAGCUACAAGAACUGCCACCUGAACAUCAGCGCCAGUGUGACCACUGCGGCGGCCAGUUCCAGUUCGGCGGCCUACACGGCGGGACGCAGGACCACGCCAAGGGGAUCCCAGGAGCUGCUGCAUCAGUUGCCGCAGCAGCAACAGCAGCACCAACAGCAGCAGCAGCAAUAUCUCACCGUGGCCGAUGUGGAGAUCAAUGCCAGUGCCAGUGCCGCCAGCUAUCAUUCCCUGCCGGCCAGCAGUGGCGAACUCCUGGCCACACCCACUCACUCCCAGGUUCUGCAACAGCAGCAGCAGCAGCAACACCUGUUGGCGGCCAUCUCCUCGCCGGCCAUGGAGCUGCUGCAGCCCCUGGAGAUAGCCACAAUCUCGGCGGCACCGGCCUGCAGCACAGCUGAUUCGGUGACCCAGACCACGCAGAUGCCUCUGCAGGGAACGCUGAAGAACAGUCAGCAGAUCAGCAAGACACCCUCCAGUUCGAGGCGCUAUCAUCGCACCGUGCCACGCUACUUUGCCGUGGCCGAUCCCCUCCAGCUGAAGCCCAAGACGAGUCCAAGCGAGAAGCAGCAGGCGGCCAGCAAGAAGCCCAUGUGCCAGUGCCCCAUCCAGCAUGUGCCCAUGUCCUACAUGGGCAGCACGGCCAAUGCGAAUGCCUUCCUGAGCGGAGCGGGCAAACUGUUUGCAGGGAACUCGAGCAGCAGCAGCACCUCCACGCCCACCUGCUCCCUGUCGCCGGGGGCGGCGGUCAGCGGGGGAGUUCGUCAUGCAGCCACCUUGUCCUAUGGACAGCGAGCCAAAUCCUCGACGAAUCUGCAGCAGCAGGCACAGGAUCUGAUCACGGCGGCUGCCUCGGGUGGAGGAACCUUACGAAGAAGCGGUUGUGGCCACGAGCCCAAGAUAGCCACCAUCUCCAAGCAGGUGGGCGAUGAGACGCAUCAUGCGGGAUCAGCCGGCGGCGGCGGAGUCAAUGUGUCGGCCAUCAUACCACCGCCGCCGCUGCAGCAUCCCGAGGAGGUGUCGGCCCCGCCAAUUGUCCUGGGACGCGUGCAAAAGAGGUCCUCCAGCAGUUCCGCGGAAAGGGGCAGGAGUUCCAGCGGCGCAGGCGGGAGUGGCGGACGCAGUGUGUCCAGCGGUGGCGGCGACUCCCUCUCCAGCGCCUACUUGAAUCGAAAGGUUGAUGCCUACUUGAGUUUGACGCAGAAACAGCAGCAACAUUUCUUUAACCAGCAACAUCAGCAGCAGCAGCAGCAGCAUCCAGAUCCAAGCAAUCCGACUUUACCACCGAAACUCUACAAAAGCCUAACGAAUUUAAAGAGCGCCACCGUGGUCAGCACCUCCUCGUCCUCCUGCUCGUCCAACGGCGUGGCCACCAUCUACACGCUGAGCAAGCCGGUGUCCAGUGGCCAGCGCUCCAAGGAGCAGACGCCCUCGUUGACCCUGCCGCCGGCGAGUCCGUCCGCAGGAUCCGGCGAGAAGCUGGCCAGCGGCAAGAUAAACUCCAGCACCUUCUAUCCGCUGGCCAACCAUGUGACCUACACCCUGCCCAAGCACAUCAGCGGCAAGGUGUCGCUGAACAGCACCAUCAACAGUGUGGUCAGCAAGGUGCCCUCGGUGAUCAGCAUUCCGCCGGUGGAGAACAACAAUCCGGGUGGUCAGACGGCGGGGAAUCCGGCCAAGAGCACCACACUGCCAAAGAUACUGCGCGUGAAGCGGGAUUCCGGAGGAGGAGCUGCUGCCACGAGCCUGGCGAUUGCCCACUGCCAGAUGCCCAGUUACCCGGUGACGCCGAAGGCCACCAGCGGACGGUCGCCCAGCAAGCAGCUGCCCGUGUGCACCACCUCCAAGAACUGCCUCAAUCCCAAGGAGCACUUCCUGCCCAACGACACCAGCCUGGACGAUGACUACCUGAGCGAGUGCGAGAACUGCAAGAUAGCGCAGAGCGCCAAGUACUACCUGGAUGCCGAGAUGAGCGGCGCCGGAUCCUCCAGCUCGCACCAGGAGACGAUGACGCUGCAGCGCAAGUCGCUGGAGGAGACCAAGGAGGAGCCGCUCGAUAGCUACUACCGCAGCUCGCACACCCUGCCCAGCAAUGCCAAGAAGCAUGGCAAGAACAACAACCGGGAAAAGUGGCAGUUUUCCACGAUACCGGCGGCCAGCUCUUCGGAUGAAGAUGUCAACGAAUGAGAUUUAAGCCAUUUUCUUUAAGAUGCCCGAUCCCCGGCCAGAAGAGCAUCCUAAAGAAAACGCAGGCUCCAAACACCCAAAAUCCCGCCCCCGGAAGGCUAAUCAACUCGA